Salvelinus namaycush (lake trout) is the source of this 3501-nucleotide messenger RNA. RefSeq names its product transcription elongation regulator 1-like. Gene Ontology annotation, cellular component: nucleus. NCBI's taxonomy places the organism in Eukaryota, Metazoa, Chordata, Actinopteri, Salmoniformes, Salmonidae. The transcript has 20 exons. Bases 5 to 3016 code for a protein of 1003 amino acids. Gene Ontology annotation, molecular function: transcription coregulator activity; RNA polymerase binding. The record is from RefSeq and is a predicted model, not a curated record.
UGUAAUGGCGGACCACGGAGACGGUGAAAGUAUUGGGUUUAACGACAACAGGAUGACGCAGCAGACGUUGCGUUUCCGCGGCCCUGCUCCUCCUCCAACCCCAGUGAUGCGUGGUCCACCCCCACUUCUCAGACCCCCACCUCCCCCUUUCGGUAUGAUGAGAGGGCCUCCACCAAGGGGGCCACCAUUCGGGCGUCCACCGUUUGACCCCAGCAUGCCACCCAUCCCCCCACCAGGAGGCAUGCCCCCGCCUCUCGGACCCCCUCACCUACAGAGACCUCCUUUCAUGCCCCCUCCGAUGGGCAGCAUGCCCCCACCCCCAGGAAUGCUAUUCCCCCCUGGAAUGCCCCCAGUUCCAGGAGCAGGAGCCCCUACUCUGCCCCUUGCUGAGGAGAUCUGGGUGGAGAACAAGACACCGGAGGGAAAAGCGUACUACUACAAUGCCAGGACUCGAGAGUCAGCCUGGAGCAAACCUGAGGGGGUGAAGGUGAUCCAGCAGUCAGAGCUCAACCCUGUUAUGGUGACCCCGGCGGGGAUGGGAGCCUCCUCCAGUAGCAUCACAUCAGUCAGCACUGCAGCUGCUAUACCCUCCCCAGUGUCCACACAGGCCCCCUCCCCAUCCAGCACCAUGACCACCAGCCCAGACUCCAACACCACCACCACCUCUGUGUCCCAGACCAUUGCUAACUGUGUGUUGCAACUGUCUGCUGGUCUUUGUCCAGCUUCUGCUGCUACAGAUCUGCAGCCUGUGGCCUCCGUCCCCUCCAGUGUUGCGGUGACCAUCAGUGUAGCCACCGUGCCAGCCUCAGUGACACCAGUCCAGACCAUGUCCCUGCUGCCCCAGAGUCUCCCGACUGGCCUGCCCCACCACGCCAUGUCCCAGCCUCACACGGCCACUAUCCCAGGCUUCCCCCCAGGGGUCAUGCAUCCCUUCAGAGUGCCUCUACCAGGCAUGCACAUCCCACUGCCCGGUAUGCUGCCCGGCAUGGCCCCUCCCCUUGUUCCCAUGAUGCACCACCCCCAGUUGGCCCUGGCGGCGCCCGCCUUGGCAGGCCUCCAACUCCCAGAGUGGUCCGAGUACAAAACGGCCGAUGGGAAAACCUACUACUACAACAACCGCACACUAGAGUCCACCUGGGACAAGCCCCAAGAACUACGGGAGAAAGAGAGAGAGGCAGAGAAGGCCAAGGAGAGGCAGCAGGCCCUCGAGGAGGAGGCCAUGGAGAUGGAGGCCGAGGAGCCCAAAAUAGAACCCCCUAAUGAGAUGAAAGAGGAGGUUAAGGAGGAAGAGAUGACUGAAGAGGAGAAAACAGCACAGAAAGCCAAGCCAGUGGCCACUAACCCUAUCCCUGGCACUCCCUGGUGUAUUGUGUGGACCGGUGACGAGCGUGUUUUCUACUACAAUCCCACCACGCGUCUCUCCAUGUGGGACCGGCCAGAUGAGCUGGUGGGGCGGGCCGACGUUGACAAGAAUAUCCAGGAACCGCCUCACAAAAGAGGCCUGGAGGACGCCACCAAGAAGCUGGGAAUCAGCAAAGAGGAGCUGGAGGCGGCAGCAGAGGAAGCUCUGGAGGAUGAGCCUGUGAAGGCCAAGAAGAGGAAGAAGGAGGAAGUGAUGAAAGAGGCGGACUCUGAGAAAGAGGCAGCCAUGGAGGCGGAGCUGAAGGCGGCCCGAGAGCGGGCCAUCGUGCCCCUGGAGAACCGCAUGACGCAGUUCAGGGACAUGCUGCUGAAGAGAGGGGUCUCGGCAUUCUCUACCUGGGAGAAAGAGCUGCACAAGAUUGUUUUUGACCCGCGCUAUCUGCUGCUCAACCCCAAAGAGAGAAAGCAGGUGUUUGACCAGUAUGUGAAGACCCGGGCUGAGGAGGAGAGGAAGGAGAAGAAGAAUAAACUGAUGCAGUCUAAGGACGAGUUCAGGAAGAUGAUGGAGGAUGCUAAGCUCACCGCCAGGACAACGUUCAGUGAGUUUGCCUCCAAGCACGCCAAGGACCAACGGUUCAAGGCCAUCGAUAAGAUGAAGGACCGGGAGGCCAUCUUCAUUGAGUUCAUGACCUCUCUCAAGAAGAAAGAGAAGGAGGACUCCAGAAACAGAGGAGAGAAGGUGAAGCAGGACUUCUUUGAACUUCUUGGGGACCACCACUUGGAUGGAGGGCAGCGCUGGAGCAAGGUGAAGGACAAGCUGGAGGGAGACCCCCGCUACAAGGCUGUGGAGAGCUCCAACACCAGAGAGGAACUCUACAAGCAGUAUGUGGACAAGCAGGCCAAGCACAUGGACUCUGAUAAGGAGAAGGAGAUGGAGCGCGCCGCCAGGAUAGAGGCCAGUCUGAGGGAGAGGGAGCGCGAGGUGCAGAAGGCCCGCUCUGAGCAGACCAAGGAGAUCGACAGGGAACGGGAGCAGCACAAGAGGGAGGAGGCCAUUCAGCACUUCAGAGCCCUCAUGUCUGAUAUGGUGAGGUCGUCUGACGCGUCGUGGUCAGACACCCGGCGUAACCUGCGUAAGGACCACCGCUGGGAGUCCGCCUCUCUGCUGGAGAGGGACGACAAGGAGAAACUGUUCAACGAACACGUGGAGACGCUCUCCAAGAAGAAGAAGGAGAACUUCAGACAGCUACUGGACGAGACCGUCAUGAUCACACUGACCACCACAUGGAAGGAGGUGAAGAAGAUCAUCAAAGAGGACCCUCGCUGUAUCAAGUUCUCCAGUAGUGACCGUAAGAAACAGAGGGAGUUUGAAGACUACAUCAAAGACAAGUACAUCACAGCCAAAGCUGACUUCCGAACGCUUCUGAAAGAGACCAAGUUCAUCACGUACAGGUCGAGGAAGUUGCUCCAGGAGUCUGACCAGCACCUGAAGGACGUGGAGAAGGUUCUGCAGAACGACAAGCGCUACCUGGUGCUGGACUGUGUCCCGGAGGAGAGGAGUAAACUAAUCAUGUUCUACAUCGAGGACCUGGACCGCCGGGGUCCCCCUCCUCCCCCCACUGCCUCUGAGCCCACGCGCCGCUCCACUAAGUGACCACAGAGGACGCUCGAGAGCCAGAGCAUGAACCCACCUGUCCCAGUGCAGUAUUUAAAACUGUAACGUCGUAAUGACUCAUGGUAAACCCGGAACAUCCAUCCCCUGUAUUUAUUAAAUGCAGUUCUGGGCUGUCGUGGCUCUCCCCUCCUGCCUACAGGGCCUGAUGAUGAUGAUAUGCCACUUCCCUGUGUCCCUUAACAUCUGACCUUUGGCUAAGGUGAAAGGUCAAAGGGAUAGGCAUAGUAAUACAUCUGUGGUUUUCAAUCUGCUGCAGUUGCAGAAACCUACAACAUGUACAUGAUCAGUUUAGCUGUUUCUGUGAUUCAAGGCAUUGCAGGUCUUGGUAAUAACUGUUAGAGGGUGUCAUUUUCAUGUACCAUCUCGCAGUACAGUUUAAAUGCUUCUCAAAGCGGUUUAAUUUUGAUAGGUUGCUGUUUCUGUAAAUGUUUUACUGGAUUAAAGGCAACCUUUUUUUUUGAAAA